AUGGCAAAUAACGAAACAAAAAAUGUGCUUGGACGGUGGACAAAAGGAACAAUUACCAAUGUAAAAGGAAAUAUUAUUGCUAUGGAUAAUACUGCUAUUCAAGGUAUAACAUGGUGUGAUCGUUUGUUAAUACAAAUAUAUGGUAAUGGUGAUACAAACACCGACAAUGUAAACAAUACUCGACAAAAACUACCCGCGUAUCUACUCGUCAAUGAUUUGACACAGCUGAAAGAGAACGUUCAGUUCUAUUUUUUGUGGGGAGAUAAUACUGAUGCUCAUACCAAAGUAAUUAACACGUGGUGGAAAAUACGACAUUUGGAUUUAUAUUUCAAUCUUUUUUAUAAAGACGUAGAAGAAGAAGAAGAAGUAUAA
Molecule: messenger RNA, 372 nt
Organism: Paramuricea clavata
Lineage: Eukaryota; Metazoa; Cnidaria; Anthozoa; Malacalcyonacea; Plexauridae
Source: the annotation of a GenBank genome assembly